Molecule: messenger RNA, 4016 nt
Organism: Motacilla alba alba
Lineage: Eukaryota; Metazoa; Chordata; Aves; Passeriformes; Motacillidae
Gene: TRIM9
Product: tripartite motif containing 9
Exons: 13
Coding region: 117-2498 (793 amino acids)
Molecular function (GO): zinc ion binding; protein binding
Source: RefSeq, a predicted model, not a curated record
CGGCGGGCGGCGGGCGGGCGGCAGUCGGCGCUGAGGCGCGGUGCGGUGCGGGUCGCUCCUCGGGCUCCUGCCGCGGCCGCCGGAGCCGCGCCGCCGCCCUCCUCCUUCCCUCCCCUAUGGAAGAGAUGGAAGAGGAGCUGAAAUGCCCGGUGUGCGGCUCCUUUUACCGGGAGCCCAUCAUCCUGCCCUGCUCGCACAACCUGUGCCAGGCGUGCGCCCGCAACAUCCUGGUGCAGACGCCCGACUCGGAGUCUCCGCAGAGCCGCCGCGCCUCGGGCUCGGCCGUCUCCGACUAUGACUACCUGGACCUGGACAAGAUGAGCCUGUACAGCGAGGCGGACAGCGGCUACGGCUCCUACGGGGGCUUCGCCAGCGCUCCCACCACGCCGUGCCAGAAGUCCCCGAACGGGGUCCGCGUGUUCCCGCCGGCCGCGCCGCCUCCUCCCGCCGCGCUGGCGCCGCCGCCGCCGCCGCGCAACGCGUGCCUGACGUGCCCGCAGUGCCACCGCAGCCUGGUGCUGGACGAGCGCGGGCUGCGGGGCUUCCCCCGCAACCGCCUGCUCGAGGGCGUCAUCGACCGCUACCAGCAGGGCAGGGCGGCGGCCCUGCGCUGCCAGCUCUGCGAGAAGGCGCCCAAGGAGGCGGCCGUGAUGUGCGAGCAGUGCGACGUGUUCUACUGCGACCCGUGCCGCCUGCGGUGCCACCCGCCGCGGGGACCGCUGGCCAAGCACCGCCUGGUGCCGCCGGCCCAGGGCCGCGUCAGCCGCCGGCUCAGCCCCCGCAAGAUCUCCACCUGCACCGACCACGAGCUGGAGAACCACAGCAUGUACUGCGUGCAGUGCAAGAGCCCCGUGUGCUACCAGUGCCUGGAGGAGGGCAAGCACUCCAGCCACGAGGUCAAGGCGCUGGGAGCCAUGUGGAAGCUCCACAAGAGCCAGCUCUCCCAAGCCCUGAACGGAUUGUCCGACAGAGCCAAGGAGGCAAAGGAAUUCCUGGUCCAGCUCCGCAACAUGGUGCAGCAAAUCCAGGAGAACAGCGUGGAGUUCGAGGCCUGCCUGGUGGCCCAGUGUGACGCCCUCAUCGAUGCCCUCAACAGAAGGAAAGCCCAGCUGCUGUCCCGGGUCAACAAGGAGCAUGAGCACAAACUGAAGGUGGUGCGGGACCAGAUCUCUCACUGCACGGUGAAGCUGCGCCAGACCACGGGGCUGAUGGAAUAUUGCCUGGAGGUCAUCAAGGAGAACGACCCCAGCGGCUUCCUGCAGAUCUCAGAUGCUCUCAUCAGGAGGGUGCACAUGACCGAGGAUCAGUGGGGGAAGGGGACGCUCACCCCCCGCAUGACCACGGACUUCGACCUGAACCUGGACAAUGCCCCUCUGCUGCAGUCCAUCCACCAGCUGGACUUCGUGCAGAUGAAAGUCUCCUCCCCAGUGCCGGCGCCGCCGAUCCUGCAGCUGGAGGAGUGCUGCACCCACAACAACAGCGCCACCCUGUCCUGGAAGCAGCCCCCUCUGUCCACGGUGCAGGUGGAAGGGUACAUCCUGGAGCUGGACGAUGGCAACGGUGGCCAGUUCAGGGAGGUGUACGUGGGCAAGGAGACCAUGUGCACGGUGGAUGGGCUGCACUUCAACAGCACCUACAGCGCUCGAGUCAAGGCCUUCAACAAGUCAGGAGUCAGCCCCUACAGCAAGACCCUGGUGCUGCAGACCUCUGAGGACACGCAGUCAGAAGAACAGACCCUCCCUUUUCCAGUGCCUUUGGAAAGAUCGCAGCUUCGUAGAAUGAGUCCUUUCUCCUCCACCCUUAAUCUGCAACCCAGCUUCUCGGGGAGAUCCUACUUUGAGCUAAGAUCUUCGGCCCACCAGCUGAGCUUGCAUUCUUCCUUACAGUCCCUGAAUUCAGCCGGAUGCAAUUUUGACACACAAGGAUCGCCUUACUCCCAAUUAGUUGACAUUAAAAAAAUGGUGGCAGUUGCUUGGUUUUCUUUCGACCCCUCCUCUGCCCACGCUGACAUCAUCUUUUCCAACGACAACCUGACUGUCACCUGCAACAGCUACGAUGACAGGGUGGUGCUGGGGAAAACGGGCUUUUCCAAAGGGCUCCACUACUGGGAGCUGUCCAUCGAUCGCUACGACAACCACCCCGACCCGGCCUUCGGCGUGGCUCGCAUCGACGUGCUCAAGGAUGCCAUGCUGGGCAAGGACGACAAGGCCUGGGCCAUGUACGUGGACAACAACCGCAGCUGGUUCAUGCACAACAACUCCCACACCAACAGAACCGAGGGCGGGAUCACGAAAGGCGCCACGGUGGGAGUGCUGCUGGAUUUGACCAGGAGGACUCUGACCUUCUCCAUCAACGAGGACCAGCAAGGGCCUGUGGCCUUUGAGAACCUGGAGGGCCUCUUCUUCCCCGCCGUCAGCCUCAACAGGAACGUGCAGGUGACGCUGCACACCGGGCUGCCGGUGCCCGAGUUCUACGCUUCGCGCUCGGCCAUGCCCUGAGGAUGCUCCCGGAGCCGGCUGCCUCUUCUCGGGACGAGAGGAGCCAGCCCGUUCCUCCUGCAGGACAAGGCCAGCCUGCCAGCUGCGGGUCCCUGCCCAGCUGCGGGUCCCUGCCCAGCUGCGGGUCCCUGCUCGGCCUCUGGCCGGAGAUGGGGAAGCAAUCGGGAAGGAAGAUCCUGGCUUUCGGCCGCCUCCGCUCUCCGGCCUCCGCGCUGUCCCGUGUGUGUGCGCUUCGCUCCUUAGCUCUCCUUGGCUGAUGAAGUACCUAGGUAGCCUGAGCUGUUCUCCUGUGUCUGCUUUUAGGUUUGGUUUUCCUAAUUUGAGUUGGGGUUUUGGGGGAGGGGGGCAGUUCUGUCUCGCUUACCUCUCCCGUGGGGCCAGCCCGAGGGACCCCACCACGGGAACGCUUCCGCCCGCGCCAGCCCGGUUACUUUGCAGGAUUCUUUCUUUCCCCUGUGGCCUUUCUUGCAGAGCACCCUCGGUCAUGUGUAGAGGUGGGUCCUGGAUUACCAGUCAGUCUCCAUGUCCUUACCAAAACACCCCACUCUGUCCUGUGUCCCCCUGGGGCGUCUCUGCGGGGCAGGGGGUGGCCGUCCUGUCCCCAGGUGCUCCGGGUGCCGGCAGGCCCUUGGUCGGGUGCUGAAUGCCCAUGGGGGGCUCUCCAGGGGCCCCCCACACCUCGGUGCCAGCACGUGCGCCGCAGCCAUAGACCGGAGAGCCCUCGCCCGGCUCUUCGGAGAUUAGUGUUUAUUUUUUUAUAGUUGCCAUAUAAAGCCUAGCCUUAAAUUCAACUGAUAGUGUCCUUCCAAUCACCGGAGAACUCAUUCUGCAGUGAGGGUCUGACGGAGAGCCCGGGGGUGGGGAUGGGAUGGGGAGGGAGGAGAGCUGGCCACGGCCCUGCCACGCACUCAGGAACGCGCGCUGCUGCCGGCAGCAGUUCCCGUCGGCCGCCAUGCCCUGCUUGACUUUCUGGUAAUCCAGAGGCAGGAGAGGAACGGUGCCAGCCCCGUGGCCGAGCCGAGAGCGCCUGCAUGCGCUGUCCCCUCGCUUCGCUUUGCGGUCCCCGCGGAGCCGGGACGGGCAGCGGGAUCGCUCCCAGCCCGGCCGGAGCGGAAAGAGAAGUGUAAAUAGCCCAUUCCCAACCAGCCCAGUGCCCUCCUCUAGGACAGUCCCGUUCAUUCCCUUGUUGCUCUAGCAUUAGGGUUUCCUAAUUUAUUGGAUGGGUGCUAUCUCGUUGACUCCCGCCGAGGAGUUCCUCCCAGCUGCCGGAGAGCCGUGUUGCGGGACAACGCCGGGCAGCUCCUGGGUGGAUUCCUGAGGAGCCCCCGUGGCCGGCUCACCCGGGGCUCCUCUCUCUCAGCCGUCAUCCCCCGUUCUUUAGGGUGUUCAUGGUGCUUCUUAGAGUCCCAGUGAUUGUAAGACGUCGUCCCCCCGUUGCGCGAUGGUAGCUGCACACAGCCGCUGUACUGACGAGAAGUGUCACGUUUGCCGUUCUAAUAAAGGACUUUUACCAGAGAA